Messenger RNA from Eleginops maclovinus (Patagonian blennie), 3424 nucleotides. RefSeq names its product pleckstrin homology domain containing, family O member 1a (gene plekho1a). Gene Ontology annotation, biological process: regulation of myoblast fusion. NCBI's taxonomy places the organism in Eukaryota, Metazoa, Chordata, Actinopteri, Perciformes, Eleginopidae. Gene Ontology annotation, cellular component: muscle cell projection membrane; ruffle membrane. The transcript has 10 exons. The coding region runs from base 110 to 1945 and encodes 611 amino acids. The record is from RefSeq and is a predicted model, not a curated record.
CUGCAGACAACAGACAGCAGCAGCGGAGGCACCAGGCGGACUGACCGACUCCUCCUGCACCGAGCACCGGGCUGAAGCUCCUCUCUGGUGAGACUGAGGCGGAGGGAGGAUGAAGAAGAGCAACCAGAGAGGACGGGGCGCGCAGGACUCGGGGCCGCCGGCGCUGCUGCAGCCGGAGAAGUCGGGUUGGAUCAGGAAGUUCUGUGGCCGCGGGAUCUUCAGGGAGCUGUGGAGGAGCCGCUACCUGGUCCUGAGAGGAGACACGCUCUACAUCUCAGACAAAGAGGUGAAGGACGAGAGGAAGGCGCAGGAGGUGUUGGACCUGGCUGACUAUGAGCGUUCGGAGGAGCUGAGGAAGGCGAAGAGUCGCAGUAAGAAGAACCACAGCCGCUUCACGCUGCUGCGCUGCCGCCGGCCGGGGGGCCACGCCGUCCCUAACCUCCUGUUCCUGGCUGUGAGUCCUGAGGAGAAGGAGUCCUGGGUCAACUCUCUGAACCUGGCCAUCAUCAAGGCCAAGAACCGCAUCCUAGACCAGGUGACCAUUGAGGAGGAAGGAGCUCUGGUUCAUCCCACCAGAGAUCGGGCAAGGAUCCCUCACAGCCGCCGGCUGCCGACCCGAGGACACCUGAUGGCCGUGGCGUCCACCUCCUCCCACGGGAUGCUGACCCUGGAUCUGGUUGCGGAGGAGGACGGUUUCUCUCCGGACUACGAUGCGGACUCCCGGGGGUCCUGGGAGGCUGACCUGCCUCGGGGGGGCUCCUGUGGACAGGUGGCGGCUGUGGGGUUUUCGGGGGUGGGCGUCCGGCAGCGAGCAGGGACCGACGUGUCGAAACUGAGAGUCGCUUCCAAGGAGCCCAAAGUGAAGACCAGCAGCCUGCCCAGGGGAAGCGAGCUCUCCUGGGGGAAGCAUACCCACCUGGAGCCCUCAAAGACCCCCAAGAGCCAGCAGGUCCUUCAGGCCCAGAGUCGGACGCCUCAGCCUGGGAAGAGGUUCAGCAUGCAGGGCCGCGGGCGCUGCGCCUCCAUGGAUGAAGUCCUCUCCUCCAGACCUGCGAUGAUUCGCUCAGAGUUUCGCUCGGCUCUCAAGCGCUGCCCGACGGAGGAGGGGUCAGGGGGGUCCGGGGCCUCGCUGCAGCCGGUGGGUCAGCUGCAGAGCCUCAUCGCUCAGAGGAUGCAGCGAGCGCAGGAGCUGCUGGAGGAGAUGAGGCUGCAGGAGCUGCAGAAAGCCAAGGCGGAGCGAGAGCGGGGGGGCAACUCCCCCUAUCUGAAGGGCAUCGACUCCCCCUGCCUGCAUCACCUCCGGGGCUCUGACUCUCCCCACUCCAGUAAAUCCUCGGGUUCUCCUCGCAGCAGGAGCAGCGACUCCCCUCGUCUCCGGGGGAGAGACUCUCCCCGUCUGAGGGGGAGGGAGUCUGCUCGGUCCAAAGCCAAGAAGAUCCGAUCCAAAGGGAUGGAUUCGCCUCGCUCCAGAGGGUCCAGCUCCCCCAGACCCAGCGACUCCCCCAGACCCAGCGACUCCCCCAGACCAAGCGACUCCCCCCGCCUCACCGUCUUAGAUGCAGCGGGUCUCAAACUGUCGUUGAGCUCCAACAGGGAGGAUGACCCCCCUGACUCCCCUCCCAGCCCCACGGGGUCUGACUCCCCCCAGGUUAGAGGGAGCCAGGAGUCACCCAGUGAGAUUCCGAGGAGCUUCCCCUCUUCCCCCCCGGAGAAGGACCUGGAGGUGGGCCGGCGGCGGGACGAAGCGGAGCGCCUGCUGGAGGAGGCCGUGUCGUCGUGGCAGGAGGCGCAGCAGAUCCUGCAGGAGGUGAAGGAGCUGCAGAGCCAGACGCUGCGGCGCCAGCGCAGGAAGACCUACGAGAAGGAGAGCAAGGCGGAGGAGGGGGGCGGGGACACGCCGGCCUCACCCACCUCCCCCGAGGACGAGGAGUCUGAGACGCCCUGAAGCUCCAGCUAAGGUCCUCCUCAGGUCCUCCUGUCCUCUGUCCAAUAAAAACUCUUUGAGGAUUUUCUAAUUUUUACACGGUUUCUUUGAUCCGACACACCGAACAGCUGACCGGCUGGGAGAUGUCAGAUAAAAUACAGCUCUCUGAUUGGCUGUUCAGAAAAGAGAACCAUCAACAAACUAAUGCCUCUUCAUUCCAGGUCUGAUCGUUAAACCCAUCAGGACGACAUGAAGAUGUAAGGCAAGGACAGGUGUGUGUCCUCACACUCUGGCUUCUCCCUGUGACGUCCGUCCCUCUGAAGUCUCUGCUCGGUGUGUGUGAGAAGCCCUAACCCCCUCCCAAGUCUUCUUCCAGCUUCUCAGAUAUUCAGGUUUUUGGGAAAAUAAGAAUCACAUUUUGUGGUUUGAGACGUUUCUCAGAGCAGAGUUCAGCGUUUAUUAAAUGUCUCCGCACUGAUUAUUGAUUAUUAUAUAUGUGAUGUCUUCCUGUCUCCGAGCUCACCAGCUGCAGGGUCAGGGACUUAACAGCCUGACCAGAGAUAAGCAAUAACCCCCCCCCGAGAGACCCCAGGUUUAAUAUGUGUGAAUAUUAAUAUAACGUUUACAGGAGGAACUCUUUAAAGCUGUAUUUUAUUAACCGUUCUGACACCAGCGAGGAUCCGCCCUGAGACCCUCUGAAUUUACUGUGAAUUGCAACGUUUACAAAAGAAGGAUUCAUAGCGUGAUUCAUAGCGUGUGAUUAAUGUUUCCUAACAUACCUGAUGAGGAGCUGCUGAGGCGUCUUCAUCAUGUGAAGACAGAGUCCCGCUCAGUACGAGGGGACAUUUUGGCAUAGAGGAGACGUGAGGAAGAGGAGUUAGGAAGAUAGGAGACCUUUGAGAGGAGACAGGAGUUAAUGUCCUUGCUGCUGCCCGCCGGCUCUGCCGCUGCAAGCUCUCAGAUGAAAGUACUGAUGCCGACUCCCUCCAUGACCUUAGCGUAAGAUUUAAAUCAUGACGCUCUUCAUGUGACAGAACUCUGCCAAAUAAUCUAAAAAACAUAUGAAUUAUUAGAGUCGGUACAGAUUAUUGAGGAACCCGUCUUAUUAUUAUUAACGGUAAACCACCAGUGAGUACGGUCAGUGAACUGGUUUACUGCCUCUGAUAAAAGCACUUUCUGAAGCUCAGACGGAUCCUUCCCGUCAGGAUCCUGGUUCUCUAAAGGCUCUCUGUGUUUGUGUAGAUGUGUUUCUUCUGCACAGUUCUUAAUCCCAGUCCCAGUGUUCCUGCACCAGAGACCAGAGGCUGAUUCUGUUGUUAACGUGAUGUGGGUCAACACGUGUUUAUCUAUUUCUCAUUCAUUAAGUGUUUUAUUUACUACAGAUUUAUAUGUUGAUGUUUUUGAAUGCUGUUUGAAUUACUGUACAACAAUGCACUGUGGGUAAAAGGAGCGUUCUGAAACAUUUAUAACGGUUCUCUUGUUGGAAUAAAAACACCUUUU